Molecule: messenger RNA, 3711 nt
Organism: Rana temporaria (common frog)
Lineage: Eukaryota; Metazoa; Chordata; Amphibia; Anura; Ranidae
Gene: CFAP70
Product: cilia and flagella associated protein 70
Exons: 28
Coding region: 78-3458 (1126 amino acids)
Biological process (GO): cilium movement; cilium assembly
Cellular component (GO): extracellular exosome; motile cilium
Molecular function (GO): protein binding
Source: RefSeq, a predicted model, not a curated record
UGCUAGGAGACGAGGACGCUGAGCCUGGGAAGCUGAGACAGCAGAUCUGUGUGCAGGAGACGUCCAGACCCGUCGCUAUGGAGACGCCGCUGGUUCGCCCUCCUGUGCCGGUACACAUCACGGUCCUUCGAGCAUAUGAUCUGAAAGGGGUUAAAGGUGACUCUCCGGUGACUUACCUGAGGUCAGAGUUCAACAAUGUCCUCCUGGGUGACUCCCCGAAACUGGAAGCCACCCCACACCAACAGACUGAGUACAACUUCACCACAAGCUUUGACCUUGGCGGGGAAAGCCCCCAUGGCCUGGACGAUGUGGCCCACAAACCUUUCAUAGUCACCGUCAUUGAGAUACUGCCCAAGGAGAAGAAGCAGAAAGAGGAGAAGACAGUUGUUCUGGGACAGGCAGCCGUGGAUCUGCUUCCUCUGCUACAAGGUGAAUGUAAUUUUAAGAUGACGGUGCCACUGCAUCCAGCAACUGGCUCUCCGCUGGAAAACAUUCACCCAGAUGCCAAGCCGAGUCUGGAGGUGGCGGUUUCUGUCCCGGAGCUUUUACUCACCGAGUCACAAAUCAGAAAUGGGAAUCUGAUUCGAGUGACCAUGGAAGCUGCUUAUUGUGUCCCUGAGUCCUGGAACCCACAAGGGUCACAGUACAACUAUGUCACCAGCCUUCAGCUACCAUCGUUGGGAGAGGUGAGAAAUAAACCAUCCAAGAAGGACAUCAAUUUGAUCUUCUCAAACGGAGCCCUGAAGGCAGGCGGGGAGAGUGAGCCUGUGUCCAGGCAGAAGAGAUGGCCAAUGAGCGGUAUCGUGGCGCCAGGAGCUCAGCAUAUCCCAGAAUCCUUAAUUUUAGGCGGCGCAUAUGAAGAGGAAGACGGAGAGAUGAAUCGCAAAGAGGACAAAGAGUUCCGCAUGGAAGCUGAAACCCAACGUAAGAGAGUGAUGUGGGACACAGAGAGGAGAUGCUACCUUGAUAAGCAUGCCCUGACCAGUUUACAGAAGCGGAUAGCAGAGUGCCGUUACUGGCCAGUAGAGAUAAUGAGAACACCAAUUUCAACCGCCAGCAAAUCUAAAGCCGGCAAGGCGGAAAAACAGAGUGAUGAGGACACCCAAAUAUCAUUUCAUGGAGUUGCCUAUGUAAACAUGGUGCCUCUGUUGUAUCCAGGAGUAAAGCAUCUUCGUGGAGCCUACCGGAUUCUAGCCUACCAGGAGGCUGAAGUGUUGGAAAAGACAAAGGUUCAGUCGUCCGUUCUGCGGGAUCUCGUGCGGAACAACAGCUUGAUGGGGAAAGUCACAGGCGCUCCAUUAGGCCCCAACUCUUCACAUGUGAAGCCGGCACCCAGCCGCAUGGAGAAAGGCACAAAGGAGAAGGAUGGCAGACGGAUGUCGGCAGUGCUGAAGUCAUCAGAGGUGACAGACCUCGAUCAAGCAGCUGCCAAUACUCAAGCUGUACCUCCCAAUGUAGAAGGCCAGCAAUAUGUGGAGUCGGGGGCUUACCUGGUGAUAGAGUUCAGUCUGGAGAAACCCCUGGUGCCCAAACGCAUGGCGGAGGAGAUGGAGCUGAAAGUGAAGGAGCUUGUCCCACCUCGGGCACCGCUUAACCGACGGACAGCCAACGCCCAAAAGGCAGUUUCUGACUAUCAGAGCCAAGUCACCAGCAUAACGAAGGCCAUUUUGGAGGAAUACUGCGAUCUGUUCGGUCAGCAAGCUGCCAGUGGGGUGGAGGUGGAUCCCCAAGUUCUAGAAGAACAGAAAUGCCAGCUCAAUUAUGAGUUAAACUGCUCCGGAAAAUAUUUUGCCUUCAAGGAACAAAUCAAGCACGCAGUGGUGAAGAUUGUCAGGGAGAAGUACCUGAGGACCACAGCUUUUGAGGACCGUGACCAGCUGCAGGCAUUCCUGAGUGAGCUGUACAUUUACCUGGUAGAUCAGAUGCACAUUGCUCUGAACAAGACCUUGUUUGAUGAUAAAGAAGAGCCGCCCCCCGAUCCUAUGACAGAUACGGAACAGCUCCUGCGAUUUGCCAAGGAAGCAGAGAUGAAUGGAGAUUAUAAUCUAGCUGAGAUGUAUUAUAAGGAGAGAUUGGCUCGUGACCGUCAGUCUCCUGAUCACUGGUUGGAGUAUGGAAGUUUCAGCCUUUUGAUUGGUGAUAUUAUCAAAGCUCGGCAAUGCUUCCAUGAGGCCUUGCUCUUAGACCGUCAACAUUUAAACAGUUUGCUCCUGUGUGGUAUGGUAGCUGUUCUGUUGGAUAACAAUGAGGAUGCAGAGGUGUUUUUUGAAGACGCAACUUGUGUUCACCCAAGCAGUGUCUUGGCUUGGACUGUGCUAGGGCUCUUCUAUGAGGUCCAAGGCAAUGACAUCCGGAUGGAGAUGGCCUUCUCGGAGGCUGGAAAGCUGCACCAGGCUGAGCUGGCUUUGGAAAGAUCGGUGGCUCAUGCAGAGUCCAGAGUACCAGACAGUGGAAGGACUGCCGUUCCAGAGACCAGUGAUAAAGUGACAGGAGCAGGCUCCAAAGAAGGCGCUGAUGUAACAGACGGGAAUGCACCAACGUCGUCCAGAGUCCAGUCGGCAUCAGGAGGUACGUCACAAGCCAGCCAUCCCCAGGAAGAGAAGACAGUGAACGCUGGGCCCAUAUCCCCUUCAUCCACUGUCUCCAAAAGCAAAGCUGGAAGAGGUGCUCGGUCCAGUAUAAGCCACAAUCCUCCAUCUGCUGUCAGCAGCAUCUACAUGAAGACGGCUCAGUUCUUGUCCCAAGUCAAUGCCAUACAGUUUGUCCAGAGAGCCCUGGCACACGAGCUCUUGAGCCCGGACGGUGGGCCCAGCUGUACGUACUACCUGAUGUGUGCGCAGAUAAACCUUCUUCGAAAAGAGUUUGACGCAGCCAAUGAGAACCUACAGGAGGCAUCACAGAUAGACCACCAGAACCCGGACGUGUGGGCGUUCAAAGGACACCUGCGCUAUCUGAGCGGCAGAAAGGGGGAGGCUCGGGAAUGUUAUGAGCACACACUCAGCUUGGUGUCUGACGCAUCAGACAUGCACCCCAUCUUCCUCCGUUUGGGGUCCAUCUACCUCCAGGAGGGAGAGUAUGAGAAGGCAAAGAAGACUUACCUGCUGGCCUGUAAGAGGUCACCUACCUGCCUGACCUGGCUGGGCACUGGAAUCGCAUGUUACCGGGGGAAGCAGCAUUGGUCUGGUUAUAAAAGGAACUUGAUUAUUGAAGAGCGUUCUUAUUCACAGCUAGAGGAGAUGGCGGAGGCUGAGGAAGCGCUCUCGGAGGCCAAUGCCUUGAAUAACAGCAACCCAAUGGUUUGGGGCCACCUGGCUCUCGUAUGCCUAAAGACUGGACGACAGCUAGAGGCUGAGCAGUCCUAUAAAUACACCAGGAAGUUGAAUCUCCAGGACCAGACCCUGCUGACCGAGAUCCACCAGCUGCAGGAGGAGGUCGGCUUUGGUGACCCGUCUUUCUAACGUCGCGGCGUCGCCCCAUGCCCUGUGGUGGAGCGCCCCUCACUUUGAAGCGGAAUGGACAUUUGUUAUUCACCUUAAUAAAACGGUGGGACAUUUUCCCUAACCGAUCACAGAGGAAGGCCGAGACCCUGAAUUAGACGUAUUUAUCGGGUUUUUGGUUCAACUCAAAAUAAAAUCCUAAUAGCCAGAUUCAAGUACGGCGGCGCAUCUUUCAGCGGUGUAGCGUAUCGUAUUUACGCUACGCCGCCGUAAG